AUGUCUUUGACCAACAGUCAGUAUGGAUUUAUCACAACUGUUCGUGCAUCGACACGUCACAACACGUCAAAGGCUGAUAGUAAACGAGAUGUGGUCAUGGCUAUUAACAAGCUAAAGUCGGAACAAAUGGACGUAGGGGUUGCCAUUCUUGAUUUUGAAACAUAUGAACUUUCAUUGAUGGAGUUUUGUGACACCCUGUUGUUUGCUAGAACUGUAAACCAAAUCAACAUCUACCAACCUACCAUUGUCAUUGCUCCAGAUGGAUCUAACCUGCAAUUCGAAAAGUUGAGAUACAUUCUUGCAUCAAACUUGGAUGAAACUGUUCAACAGCAAUUAGUAAAGGCGAAAUCAUUUGAUGCUGCUUGUGGGGUAGAACUACUCAAGACUCAUCUGCAUACACAAGGACCUGAAAUGUCAGCACUGUUGAGUGAUUGUGGGCUAUCUGUCGGUGCUGCCGGUGCCUUACUUACUUGUUGCUUAGAAUCAAAUUUGCUCAAACAGUCAAACAGGGUUAGAAUAAAUAUAGUCGAGAAUGCCAAAUUUAUGCUAAUUGACGCGAGUACUAUAAGAGACUUGGAGCUUGUCUCCAGUCUCAAUGGUAAUGGAACAACAUUCUUCUCAUUCUUGAACAAAUGUACCACAAAAAUGGGACAAAGGUUAUUACGAACAUCAAUAAGACAGCCGUUAACAAAUGUUGAGAGUAUUAAAUUGAGGUUGGAGUCGGUGACGGAGUUGAUUUCCCAAGAGAACAUGUUGUUUGCUAUUAAGAAUGUGUUGAAAAAAUUUCCAGAUUUGGACAAGUUAUUUGCAAGCUUCUUAAACCCCGAAUCGAAUAUUAGCCAAGAGCUGAUGAUCAACAAUAUACUUUCCUUAAAGUCUACUCUAUUGCUUUGCAGCGAGCUACUCAACUGUUUAGAGCCCAGCGAGUCACCGUUGAUUGUCCAAGUGAGUGAUAUUUUGAAACAUGAAAAUAUUGGAACGGCGAUUUUGUUGAUAAACAAACUCAUACACGAGGACUGCCGCCUGGCGAAAAGAAGCAUAGAUGUUGCACACCAGAGGGCGAAUGCCGUAAAGUCCGGAGUCAAUGGCUUGCUCGAUGUGUCACGCAACGUUAGGGAAACAAUCUUGGAGCAAGUUAAUGAAUAUGUGCAAAACAUCUCUGUGGAGAAUGGCGCAGUGGUUGACUACAGGUAUGAUAAAUCGAGGGGAUUUUUUUUGAGAAUAAAGUGCACUGCGUUUGAUAAUCCCGAUUUCAUAAACAUAAUUAAGAAAAAGAAUGGCAUUGAGUGUACAACCAUUGAUUUGUUGAAACAAAGCUCAAGAUUGAGUGGAAUCAUGGCCGAGAUAAAUAACAUAAGCAGUAUAAUCAUACUGGAAUUGUAUGAACAAAGUUGUGAAAAUACUCCAAUUUUUUUCAUGAUUGCCGAAGCAAUUGCCACAGUGGACUUGUUGUGCAGUUAUGCCAGUUUUGUUAGCUCACAAACCAAGUCAUACGUGUGUCCUGAAUUUGGAAAAUACAUUCAUGUUCGGCAAUCCCGACACCCCAUACUUGAGCAAGUGGUCCUUGACUUCGUUCCCAAUGACUAUUCAUGCGUUCCUGAAAUUUCAAGGUUCCAAAUCAUCACCGGCGCCAAUAUGAGUGGGAAAUCCGUCUACUUGAAGCAAAUCGCGUACAUCUUGAUAAUGUCACAAAUGGGCCUCUAUGUCCCCGCCGAUUAUGCUACGAUAAAGAUCCACAAGAGCAUAUUUUCGAGGAUUUCUUCCGACACUACUGAUUUGGAUGCGUCAUCUUUUUCUAAUGAAAUGACGGAGAUAUGCAGGAUUUUGAAAAAUGCAGAUCUGGAGAGCUUUAUCAUUAUUGAUGAAUUAGGAAGGGGCUCAAGUUUAAGAGAUGGAUUUUCCAUUUGUCUUGCUCUACUCGAACAUUUAAUCACCACACGCGCUUCGGUAUUCACGACGACCCAUUUCAAAGAAAUCGCUGAGAUCUUAGGUAGCAAGUCGUGUGUUUUGGCCUCGCAUAUGAAGACAAUUGAGGCUGACGGGAAAUUGGAGUCCAAGUUCAAGUUGGAGCCAGGGAAACUUGAAUUUGAUCGGUAUGGUAUUAGAUAUGCAGAAUCAUCUCAAAUGUUACCGCCGGAGCUAUUACGAGAAUCGAAAUCAAUUGCUGAAAUUUUGAAGCUGCAAGUGUUACAGUGUAACGAUCCACAUUCAAAGUUGGUUUCCAAACGGAGAAAGUUGGUGUUGGAAUUAUACUUUGCUUUGAAUCAAAUGCGCACUUUGGAUUGCGACUCCUCAUACAAGCUAGAUUUGUUGCGUACUUUACAAACAAAGUUUGUGGAAGAAAUUAAUGAUAUGUCGACUUGA
Messenger RNA from Lodderomyces parapsilosis, 2364 nucleotides. RefSeq names its product MutS family protein. Gene Ontology annotation, biological process: reciprocal meiotic recombination; mismatch repair. Gene Ontology annotation, cellular component: nucleus. The transcript has a single exon. Bases 1 to 2364 code for a protein of 787 amino acids. The record is from RefSeq and is a predicted model, not a curated record. Gene Ontology annotation, molecular function: ATP binding; mismatched DNA binding; ATP-dependent DNA damage sensor activity. NCBI's taxonomy places the organism in Eukaryota, Fungi, Ascomycota, Pichiomycetes, Serinales, Debaryomycetaceae.